Molecule: messenger RNA, 5533 nt
Organism: Polistes canadensis
Lineage: Eukaryota; Metazoa; Arthropoda; Insecta; Hymenoptera; Vespidae
Gene: Ptp69D
Product: tyrosine-protein phosphatase 69D
Exons: 10
Coding region: 392-4807 (1471 amino acids)
Biological process (GO): protein dephosphorylation
Molecular function (GO): protein binding; protein tyrosine phosphatase activity
Source: RefSeq, a predicted model, not a curated record
GAGAAAACUAUACAGUUAUAAAAGCAGAUUCCUCUAGAGUGCACUGUAUGCAUAGUAAUGCGCGUUCAAAGAUAGAGGAGUUUAUAUAGUUGCAUGUAGUGGCUCUGUAGAAAAGUCUGCCUGCGUUAUGUUCCAUAAUAAUAUGAUUCAGUUUCACUAAGCACUGUUACAAAAUAUAAAGUGGAUAAGGAAUAUCUGAAAUGUGCGUUAACGCACAUAAGUGCGCAGUGUAGAAUGUUAGAGUGAAGUUUAAAUAGUAAUAAAUGCGAAGAGGUGAUACCAUAGAAAGGAGACAUGGGUUUCUGAGAGGGAUUUGGAUUGCGCAUGAAGACGUUAGAAAGUGGUAAAAGGGCCAGAAGAUAUAACGCUUACACCCGGCUGUCACGACGCCAUGUUUCUUCUAAACGAUCUGCCGAUGUUGAAAACUUCUUUAUUAAUUCUUUGCUGUCUUGUUAUCGUUUCUGCUGGCCUCGAUGACGGGGACACAGAGAAGACAGAAAAUAUUUGGCAAAAUAAUGAAAAAACUGCUACAUUAGAAAUAACAAUAUCUCAAGAUAUAGAUGGAAUUGAAGCAGACAGUACACCUUCUUUAACAUGUAAACUUAAUGUGCCUGGCCAAGUCUGGUGGACUGCCAAGGGGAACAAUCUUACCACAAUAAAAGAUUUUGAAAAUGCCGGACGAUUUGAUAUUAAGAAAGCAAGUAGAAAUGAUACCGGUGAUUACAAGUGUAUGGCUCGUACUAUUGAAGGAGAACUUCUUGAAAAAGAGAUUCAUAUCAGGGUGAUAGAACCUGGCAGAAUAAUAUCGGAUGAAGAUGUUAGGACUAAAGUAUUAGAAUCAGCUAACUUGACGUGCCAUGUAUUUGGCUAUCCACUCUCUAAUUUUAGUUGGUUUAAAGGAAACGAUUCUAAAACUAAUGAACAUUUGAAAAAUCACUCGACUGUUACACAUGUAAAUGAAACCUAUGUAAUAAUGACGUUAGAUUUUAAAGAUCUAUCUCGCAAAGAUAAUGGUACAUACGUUUGUCAAGCUGAAGAUAACAAGGGCACAAUAAGUGCCUAUAAAAAUCUUUUUGUAAUCGAUGUACCAAAAGUUAGCAUUGAUUUUAUAAAAGCUGUUGGCGCUGGUAGUAUCUUUUUAAAUUGGACGGUAGAUGAUGGUAAUGAACCAAUUAAACAAUAUCUAAUUAGAUAUAUGAAAAAUGGAACAGAUAGAUUUCUAUUUUAUAAAGAACAAAUUGGUGGAGGUAUCUCGAGUUAUGUUUUGAAAGAUUUUGAAAAUGGAACGGCAUAUAAAAUUGGAAUUAGCGCUAAUAAUGCUCUUGGUUCAUCUCAUAUACAAUUUUAUCCACAAUGGGUCACUACAUUAGAAAAAGAUCCAGUGUUUAUACCAAAAGUUUCUGUUAAUGGAGUUACUGAAAAUUCUAUUACUAUAGCAUGGACUGUACCACCACCACAUUUGAAAGAACAUGUACACUUUUACAAUUUAAUGGCAACACAUGGAGAUCAAAAACGACAGGCUGUUUAUCCAGCACAGCAGUUUACUGUUUAUGCAUUUGUAGAUCUUGAUCCAGCUACUAAUUACAUAUUUAAAAUUGCUGCUUGUAGUGAAUAUACAAAACAGUGUGGUAAUUGGAGUACUGAGGUUAAUGGCACAACAUUAGAUGGAGUGGCUAGUCCUCCACAAGAAUUGGUAGUUACGUGUCAAUAUGAUAACAUAAGUAGUUCCAGUUCUAUUUAUAUUACUUGGUUACCACCAAAAAAACCAAAUGGUUUCAUAACUCGAUAUAAUCUAAAUUUAACGGGCAUAGCAAAAUUUAAAAAUGAUAUGGGUCGAUUAGAUAUUGAAAAUUGGAAUUUAUUUAAGAGUAUUUCCAACAAAAACAAUUUUAGAUAUGGUCAAAUACCAUCAAACACAAACUAUACGGUAUAUGUACAUGGUGUGACUAGGUCUCGUUCCCCAGGAAAAGAUUCAAUUGGUAAUUGCACUACUCCAGUUACUAUCCCUGACAGAGACAGUUUAAAUAUGAGAACAUGGAGAAAAAUUGAAAAUCAGGGUAGACAGUUAUUUCAAUUAUAUUUACCUCGUAUUUCUGAGAGAAAUGGCCCGAUAUGUUGUUACAGAAUAUUUUUAGUGAAACUAGCACCACAAACAUCUGUUUCUGAUUUACCACCACCUGAGGAAAUAAAUGUAUACUCCUACAGUUAUGCCCAUAGUUCUCCAACAGGCGGUGCAUAUGCUGCAGAAGCAUUUGACAGUGAUCAAUUAAUAUCUGAAAUCUUCCUCGGCGAUGGAGUAUCUUUUAAUGGCAGUGUUCAAUGUAAUCGAUGUAUUGGCCUUCGAGCUAAAGGACCACCAUCUGUAUUACAUUUUGUUCCUGAAACUGAAUCUCCGACACCAGCAAUUAAUGGAACAACUACAACUGUUUCCAGUACAGUACCAACAACAACUACUAUUAAUCCUAAAACUAAAUUAACUACUAUUGAACAAAAAGUAGAAACAACAACUCCGAAUAUAAUUAUCAAGGAUAAUACAGAAUCUACAAUGCGUAGAAAAAGAGAAGAUUCAUUAAAUUCUAAAACAAUUUUUAAUGACAAAUCUUUAGACUCAUCGUUGCCUUCUAUAAAUGAUGGUUUUUUGGAUGAAAGAUCGAAUUAUACCGGUUUCAUAGAGGUCAUUGUUUUCAGUAGUAGUGAGGAUCGAUUUCUACCUGCUUACAGUGGUUAUUUUAAUCCUCUUUAUGGAGGAGAAGAUCUACGAAGUAUAACAGCUGAUGAAGUAACUAUGCUUGAAAUAAUAUUGCAAAUUUCUAUUGUUUUAAUGUUGAUCGUUAUGGUCCCGCUUAUUGCACUUUGCAUAUUACAUAGAUAUACUAAACGUGCACAGCAAAGGGGAGAAGAAAUUAUAACUUUAAGAAAUAGUUUCAGGCAUCUUUGUCGAAGUCUUCGCGGGAGGCAUCAGCUUGUGGCUGCAAGUCCACCUGAUAUGCCACCAAUUCCAAAAAAUGAAUUGUUGCAAGUAUAUCUUCAGCGUCACAGAGAUUCUGAUUAUGGCUUUCAACAUGAAUUUGAAUUAUUGCCUGAUAGAUUUACAGAUCGUACUACGCGUGCUUCUGAAGCUAGAGAAAAUUUAUAUAAAAAUCGUUAUCCAGAUAUUAAAUGUUAUGAUCAAACUAGAGUACGACUUGCACAAAUAGAUGGUAUUUGCGGAUCAGAUUAUAUUAAUGCAAAUUUCGUUCUUGGUUAUAAAGAACGUAAAAAAUUCAUAUGUGCACAAGGUCCUAUGGAAAAUACAGUGUGCGAUUAUUGGAGAAUGAUUUGGGAACAACAUUUAGAAUUAAUUCUUAUGUUAACUAAUUUGGAGGAAUAUUCUAAAACAAAGUGUGCAAAAUAUUGGCCCGACAAGGGUGAAACGAAAAAUUUUGGGGAUAUAACGGUUGAACACAUUCAGGAGAGAGCAUAUUCUGAUUAUGUUGUACGUGAAUUAAAAAUGACACGUCUUGGAGAACGUGAUGCCCGUACUAUAGUACAAUAUCAUUUCCUUGUGUGGAAAGAUUUUAUGGCACCAGAACAUCCUCAUGCAAUAUUAAGAUUUAUUAAAAGAGUAAAUGAAGCAUAUUCCUUGGAAAAAGGACCAAUAUUGGUACACUGUAGUGCAGGUGUUGGUAGAACAGGAACAUUAGUCGCCUUAGAUUCUUUAUUACAACAAUUAACAGAAGAGGGUCAAGUAUCUAUUUUUAAUACAGUAUGUGAUUUAAGACAUCAACGAAACUUUUUGGUGCAAUCUUUGAAACAGUAUAUCUUUAUUUAUCGUGCACUAAUGGAAAUGGCACAAUACGGUGAUACAGAAAUUCCAGCAUCCCAAUUAAAAGCAACUGUUACACGAUUAAGACAAAGAGAUAAUGGUAAAGAAAAAUGUCGAAUGGAAGAGGAAUAUGAUGUAAAUAGAAGAAAUUUAUUUUUUAAGAUAAAAGAUAUUAUUCUUAUAAUGGUAUUGAUCAAUUUUUAUUUUUUAUCUUUACAGAAAAUUAGUUCUUUAUUAGAAGAUAGAAAAUCUUUCUCUGUUGGAGGAGGUGAAGAAAACAGAGCAAAGAAUAGAAGUGAAUUAGUAAUACCAUACGACAGAAAUCGUGUAAUACUUACACCUGUUCCAGGCAGAGAACAUUCAACAUAUAUAAAUGCUUCAUUUAUUGAAGGUUACGAUAAUUUUGAAUCAUUUGUUAUCACACAAGAUCCAUUGGAAACUACUAUAGCUGAUUUUUGGAGGAUGAUUUCAGAACAAUGUAUAUCUACAAUAGUAAUGUUAUCUGACUUGAAUGAAGGACCACGAAAAUGUCCACGAUAUUGGCCUGAUGAUGAAACUACUUAUGAUCAUAUAAAAGUACGAUACAUUCAAAGCGAAAGCUGUCCUUAUUACACCCGAAGAGAGUUCUGUGUAUGUAAUACAAAGACAGAUGAAAUCGUAGUCGUAACACAAUAUCAGUAUCAUGGAUGGCCCACAGUGGAGGGCGAAGUACCUGAAGUAACACGAGGUCUAAUUGAACUUGUAAAUCAAACAGAAUCAAGUGGCUCGUUAGUAGUACAUUGCAGUUAUGGUUCGGAUAGAAGUUCGAUGUUUGUGGCAUUGAGCAUAUUAGUGCAACAAUUACAAACUGAGAAACGUGUAGAUAUUUUUACAACAACAAAGAAACUCCGUUCUCAGCGGCAUGGCAUGAUCAGUACUUUUGCUCAGUAUGAACUCUUAUAUCGUGCUAUUGUAAAUUAUUCAGAUCUUCACAAUCUUGCUGAUGGAGAAUCAGUCUCAUAAUAUCAACAAGUGUAAGUUGGAAUAAGUUAUAGCACUUCAAUUAUCAUGUUUGUUGACAGGAUACGUAAGUUAUUUGCAAGCUUUUUGCGAACAAGAGUGCUUGAAGGUUUGUAAGUGUUGAGAUUAACAUAUAUUCAACCAACCAAAGAACAUCAGCAGAAAUAUUAAUGAACAAACAUAAUAUAAUAUUGAACAUAAAAUUGUGCAUAAGAUGAUUCAAGUUCCAUAAAUGUGGACAUGAAAAAAUUUUGCAUAUUAUAUUCUCAAUUUAGCUACUAGAGAAAUUUUGCACACACUAUCUUUUAACGAAUGGCCAAUAUUGUAUAUUCCUAAACAAGUAGGAUAAUAUUAAAUGCACAACUGAAACACGGGCUAUCAGUGAUAUUGAUCAAUGGUUGGUUAUUAAUAUAAAACUAUCGUAUAUUCAUGAUCAUCUGUAGCAUUAUGUUCAUAUUAACCACAUUAUCACUAAACUGUUCUAAGGAACUAAAUUUUAUAAAAUGAAAAUAAGGAUCUUGUUGUCAUUUCUCCUUAAGUAAUAUUGCAAAGUGUAAAGUAUUCAUUUAAUGCCAUAAUAAAAAAAUAAUAUGUGAAGGUAUAUAUUUACCACCGAUGAAAAAAUGCAAGAUAUAUAGUAACGAAGUAUUAGAACAGUUUUUUUCUUUUCUUUUCUUAUACUUCUUGUACUUUUUUGUUAUGUUUUAUUGUAAGAUUAGUUAAAAUAUA